AUGACUCAGAGCACACCAGGAAGCUUUGGGGCCAAGUUCAAGUUCAGGAACACCAUGAAACAGACGUUAUUAAAAUGGCGAGCACAUCUGCAUCGAGCGUCGCAGGAAGUCUUGAACGAUGCAUACGGCGAAACCUCAACGAUAGAUCUUAUGUUCGAAUCGGGGGCUGCAGAAGAAGGCAUAGCCUUGAGCACGAGCGAAGAUCGGAACAGUGCCACGUCUUUGGCGUUGACGAAAGAAAUGCGACUCACGGACGAAGAGGAGUCUACAGAGGACGGAUCUGUGCUGUCACCAGAUUCAAAGCAGCGGCGAGCUCCCGCGAUGCAGCCGGUAGCGUUUGCAAACUACGAUGCCGUUGCAGAGUGUCAAAAACUACGGUCUUCGCUUAGCGGCCCGUUCACAGCUGGUGACCAGAUAUGGAAGCGCAGGCGCGAACUCUGGACGCAGCAGACCCCUGCGGCGACGAGCGUUGCCGCUGCUCAGCAUCGCGAACAAUUCGCAGAUAUUUCUUCGCAUCACUAUACGCGGAUCUACAAGAAACUAGUCGUAGAAGACACACCGUUGCGGCAGCCGUUGAACUUACAAGACGCGAUUACUGUCAUAAACGCCGGAUGGGUUGAGACUCAGAAAUGGGAGAGAGCAGCCAAAGGAUUGGCGUAG
Molecule: messenger RNA, 660 nt
Organism: Lachancea mirantina
Lineage: Eukaryota; Fungi; Ascomycota; Saccharomycetes; Saccharomycetales; Saccharomycetaceae
Source: the annotation of a GenBank genome assembly